Molecule: messenger RNA, 495 nt
Organism: Aspergillus bombycis
Lineage: Eukaryota; Fungi; Ascomycota; Eurotiomycetes; Eurotiales; Aspergillaceae
Product: EthD domain-containing protein
Exons: 2
Coding region: 1-495 (164 amino acids)
Molecular function (GO): oxidoreductase activity
Source: RefSeq, a predicted model, not a curated record
AUGGCUCCUGAAAAGCAGCUUGUUCUCCGUCUCACAUCCUUCCGCUAUAAGAAGGAAGGUAUCUCCGAGAGGGACUUCCACGAGUACGGAACAAGACAGCAUGCACCCAAGGCUGCCCGCAUCCAGGAAAAGCAUGGCGCCAUCAAGGUUACCCACAUUUACACUCCAAGUAUCAGCAAAAAGCUCAUCACCGACAAGAUCCCCUGGGCUGUCCGUCCCGGCUGGAGCAUCGACGACCAUGACGUGUCGAUAUCUGUCUACGUGCCUGACCCCGAGACCUUGCAAGCAAUCGUCACGGAUCCCGAAUUCCAGAGCUUUAUUGCAAGCGAAGAUGAGAUCCUUGACCAGAAUCGGGCCCACGUAACUGCAGGCUGGGAGGAGGUGUUUAUUGAGGACGGCAAGAUUGUCGACAUCGAGCGUCCCACCUGGGAGGAACUGACAGCCAUGGGCCGGGACAGCAAAGCGACUUCUGCUCCGGCAGAUGUUCGUAUCUAG